Molecule: messenger RNA, 866 nt
Organism: Corticium candelabrum
Lineage: Eukaryota; Metazoa; Porifera; Homoscleromorpha; Homosclerophorida; Plakinidae
Product: chromobox protein homolog 1-like
Exons: 2
Coding region: 56-694 (212 amino acids)
Biological process (GO): chromatin organization; negative regulation of transcription by RNA polymerase II
Cellular component (GO): nucleus; pericentric heterochromatin
Molecular function (GO): chromatin binding
Source: RefSeq, a predicted model, not a curated record
GACCGCGUGAAAUUCGGUUGAACAGUUGCAGGCUGUCUUGUUACCUGGAACUCUUAUGGGCAAAGAAAAGAAGAAAAAGUUGUCUCGACAACACUAUCAGCGACCAAUCGAAAAUGAGGUGCAGGAACAAGAGUUCCAAGUUGAGAAAAUUGUGGGUUGCAAAGGUGAAGGAAAUAAAACUUUAUAUUUCAUCAAAUGGAAAGGUUAUUCUGACGCUGAUAACACUUGGGAGCCAGCAGAAAACUUAACGAACUGCCCAGAACUUUUAGAAGAGUUCAGAACACACCAGGGCGUUAGAGACGGGCUAGAAGAGAAAGAGAGCGCGGAGAGCGUUGAGGAUGAAACAAAUGCAGCCACUUACAACACGCUGACAGACAACAAGAGUGAAGCUUCAUCGUCUUCUACAAAAUAUGGACGAGAAUCGAGAAAGAAGGUCCCCAAGAAGGCAGCAGUUGCUGAUAGGAGAAACGGCGACGAGCAGACGCAAAGUGGGUUCGAGAGAGGUUUGCAGUUGGAAAAGAUUAUGGGCGCAACAGAAGGCACAGAUGGAGAUCUAAAAGGAGCUAUACUGUUUCUUGUUAAAUGGAAAGGUGUGGAGCAGCCAGAGCUAGUUGCAGCUAAAGAAGCAAAUGUUUGUGUUCCACAAGAAGUUAUAAAGUUUUAUGAGUCUCAACUAUCGUGGAACGAGAACUAAUUGCAUCAUGCAUCAUCAUCUCAACUGUUGAACUUUUGACACAUUCCUGUAUUGUGCAGUUUUGCACUUGUUUAGCCAUACGUAAUAAGUAUACGUCUGUAUUUGUAAACGUUGCAUGUUUGUAGCUGAAAUAUCGCCUACUAGGGUAUGGUAACAUGUCGGUAUGGUAACA